Messenger RNA from Cavia porcellus (domestic guinea pig), 2937 nucleotides. RefSeq names its product major facilitator superfamily domain containing 14B (gene Slc71a2). Gene Ontology annotation, biological process: transmembrane transport. The transcript is spliced from 15 exons. Bases 387 to 2162 code for a protein of 591 amino acids. Gene Ontology annotation, molecular function: transmembrane transporter activity. The record is from RefSeq and is a predicted model, not a curated record. Gene Ontology annotation, cellular component: membrane. NCBI's taxonomy places the organism in Eukaryota, Metazoa, Chordata, Mammalia, Rodentia, Caviidae.
GGGCGGGGCGGGGCGGGGCGUGGCCUGCUCUGCUGCGGGCGCCGGCUUGUACAUCGCCGGGCGGGGCCGCGCGCGGCCUUCCCAGUGCCUUGCAGCACAUCCAGUUUGGGCUCCCUGAGCUCUGGGUUGGUGCGGGCCUGUCCUCGUCCUGUGCGGCUCCAGCCCGGGUCCCCUCGCAGCUCUCAGGGUCGCCGCUGGCGCCGCCGCCCGACCCGCAGGCCGCCGCGGGCCGCGGAGCCCAUGAAGGCACGGGCCCCGCCGCCGCCCCCACGGCGUCGCCGUCCUCCCGGGACGCCUCGAGCGGGCGCGGGCAUGGGAGCGGCCUGAGCGCCGGGCAGCCGCGGGAGCUGGAGGGGAAGGCGGCGCCGCUGCUGGAGGCGGGAGCGAUGGCGGAGAAGCGCGCGGGCGCGCAGGCCGCUGGCGGCAGCUGGCUACAAGGCUUUGGCCGACCAAGUGUUUAUCAUGCUGCUAUCGUCAUCUUCCUUGAAUUCUUUGCAUGGGGCCUGCUAACAACUCCAAUGUUGGCUGUUCUACAUGAAACAUUUUCUCAACAUACAUUCCUCAUGAAUGGUCUCAUUCAAGGUGUAAAGGGCCUGCUGUCUUUCCUGAGCGCCCCGCUCAUUGGUGCACUCUCCGACGUGUGGGGAAGGAAGCCUUUUCUCCUCGGCACAGUUUUCUUCACCUGCUUCCCCAUUCCCCUGAUGAGGAUCAACCCAUGGUGGUAUUUUGCGAUGAUUUCUGUAUCUGGAGUCUUCUCAGUUACAUUCUCUGUGAUAUUUGCCUAUGUAGCUGAUAUUACUCAGGAGCAUGAACGAAGUACUGCUUAUGGAUGGGUCUCAGCCACUUUUGCAGCUAGUCUGGUCAGCAGCCCAGCCAUCGGAGCAUUCCUUUCUGCCAAAUAUGGAGACAGCCUUGUGGUGCUGGUGGCAACAGUGGUGGCUCUUCUGGACAUCUGCUUCAUCUUGGUGGCGGUUCCAGAAUCUCUGCCAGAGAAAAUAAGACCAGUUUCCUGGGGAGCUCAGAUUUCUUGGAAACAAGCAGACCCUUUUGCGUCACUGAAGAGAGUUUGGAAGGAUUCUACUGUCUUACUUAUCUGUAUCACCGUGUUCCUUUCCUAUCUUCCUGAAGCUGGACAGUAUUCAAGUUUUUUUCUGUAUCUCAGGCAGGUCAUAGGUUUUGGAUCUGUUAAAAUUGCAGCCUUCAUAGCUAUGGUAGGAGUUCUGUCUAUUGUGGCUCAGACAGUCUUUCUGAGCAUCUUGAUGAGAUCACUGGGGAAUAAGAACACUGUUCUCCUUGGUUUGGGCUUCCAGAUGCUGCAGUUGGCAUGGUAUGGUUUUGGAUCUCAAGCCUGGAUGAUGUGGGCAGCAGGGACGGUGGCCGCCAUGUCCAGCAUCACAUUCCCAGCAGUCAGUGCCCUUGUCUCGAGGAAUGCAGAGUCAGAUCAACAAGGAGUUGCCCAGGGGAUCAUAACUGGAAUAAGAGGACUAUGCAAUGGCCUAGGGCCGGCGCUUUAUGGCUUCAUAUUCUACAUGUUCCAUGUUGAACUGAGCGAGUUGGGUCCGGAAUUGAAUUCUAACAGUGAUGCCCUACAGCACCCCCCAGAGAAGAAGGGGUGGGGAGCAAACAGGAGGAAGAAGAGCUGCAUUGUGAAAGCUUGCAGAGACUGCCGCAGGGAAGUGGAGGAGACUCGGGAUCUAGUUUUACUUCUGCAAAGCCUCCUACACAAGCUCCCUGGAAAUGCCAUCCCAAAUCGCUCCUAUCAUGAAGAUGCCCCAGGUGAGGUGUUUAAACCAGGGCCUGCUGGAGCCAGUGGACCACCUGGGCAUUUGGCGGAAGCUCCUUCUAGCUCUUUGCCCUCCUUACCUUUCCUGGCUUCUGAGACCCUGCGGCCUCUGGUCUCAGCCCUCUCCACAGAACCUCAAGGAGACUCAUCUGCCACGAGACUGCCACCAGGCUCUGCAGCCCUUCUGCACUCAAUCCACCACUUGUUAAAGGGCCACCAGAUUGUUCCCAAAAGGCCUGAUGACCCCCUAGCAGCCCAACCUGAUGAUCAAAUCUACAUCAAUGGAAGGACUCAAUCCCACAGCCAUCAAGAUCUCCAGAAAGAGCCAUUGGAUUCAUCACCUCCACUUCAAGCCCACAGGACCAGAGACUCCAGCUGAGUGGACUAUCAAAAAGUCUUCUGACCCUUUUAAAGUGACGCUCCAAAGAUGUGAGCCCUAAGUCUGUUUAGAUAUAUAGCCAAUAUCAAACCCAGAUGGUAAACACCUCAAACCUUGAUUCUGGUUCUUCAUGUUGGUGUGGACAGGAACCUAAGUUCCUCACUUUGGAAGACAUUCAAGGCUCUAGACUUUGUAUUCAGUCUGUAGAUUUCCUCUUUUUUUAAAAAAAUUUUAUUUAAGGAGAAAAAAGAAAAAAAAACAGAAAAAGGGUACAAGUUAUACAGAUUUUCAGAAAAAAUAAACAGUAGGAAAUCACUAGUUAAUUACAUAUUGUCAUCUUAGAAAUAGUUGCUGAAGUUACAAAAUUAAAGCAUAUAGAGGGGACUUUCAAACAGUGAGAUUGUAAACAGUUUUGUUCAAUGAUCCAACAAAACUCAGUAAUAUGGUUAUCUAUCUUAUACACUUAAAUAUAUAUGCAGUUAUAUCUUUUAGAAAACUUUCUUUUCCUUUCUUUUGUACAAUGACAAUUACACAUUUUAUUACUCCCACAGUUCUUACUACUUUUUUUUUGAAGAAAGUAAAACCAAAUGUGACAUACCAGGACAGAGUCAGUCAAAUCAAAAGGAUGGACAUAAUACAUAAUGUAAAAACAAAAUACAAGGUGAUCAACAAUGGUUACCAUAAUGCCUCUUGCUAUCUUAAAAAGAAUUGCCUAUAUCAUCAGUUAUAAUAAAAUUGAACAAAACAGUAAAGAAUAAGACCAAUAAAACCAAAA